Hyposmocoma kahamanoa is the source of this 522-nucleotide messenger RNA. It is a transcript of the gene Mpp6, whose product is annotated as M-phase phosphoprotein 6. The coding region runs from base 1 to 423 and encodes 140 amino acids. The record is from RefSeq and is a predicted model, not a curated record. Lineage: Eukaryota; Metazoa; Arthropoda; Insecta; Lepidoptera; Cosmopterigidae. Gene Ontology annotation, biological process: maturation of 5.8S rRNA. The transcript has a single exon.
AUGGCGAGCAAAGGUUCAAAGAAGCCAUUAUUACCCAAAUCAGUAUUGGAAAUGAAAUUUAUGAAGAAGACCAGAGACCGAAUAGAAAAAGAACGACAAAACACUCAAGACCACGACAGUUUGUAUUCGAAUAUCAUUACAAAUGAAAUGAGGCAGGCCUCUGGUAACUUCAUAACAGAAUCCAGUUUCAUUUUUUGUGAGGAACUUUUGGAUGGUAGGCUUUCAUUUAAAGGUAUGAACCCAGAGAUAGAACGACUCAUGGAACUGGAAAACUGCAGUAAGCAGGAGGAACUAAGACAGGAGAUACAAAAAGAUGUUUCAGAUGAAAUUCUAGCCAAGAAAAUGGAAGCAUUCAAUAAAAGAAAACUGACAUAUGAUACUCCUGUAAAAGAAGCCAUGGCAAAAAAGAGAUGGAAAAAAUAAUUGAAUUCAUAGAUAGGUGUAUUUGAAUCUUCUAAAACUACAGUUAAUACAAUGUUGAAUAUGACUGUUUGUUGCUUGACUGUGGUUUUGAAUUUGGUA